Polyodon spathula (Mississippi paddlefish) is the source of this 1172-nucleotide messenger RNA. Its product is annotated as G-protein coupled receptor 12-like. Bases 72 to 1079 code for a protein of 335 amino acids. The transcript has 2 exons. Gene Ontology annotation, biological process: G protein-coupled receptor signaling pathway. Gene Ontology annotation, cellular component: membrane. Gene Ontology annotation, molecular function: G protein-coupled receptor activity. NCBI's taxonomy places the organism in Eukaryota, Metazoa, Chordata, Actinopteri, Acipenseriformes, Polyodontidae. The record is from RefSeq and is a predicted model, not a curated record.
AAAAAACAAAAAAAAAAAAAAAAAAACACACUUGAUCGUCAGGCUUUGGGCAAAGGGAAUCGGGACCUGCUAUGCAUCACACCCUUGCCGCAGAUAUGAGCAACCAACUCCAAAAUACCUCUUCCUUAAAUACACUAAACUGGUUUUCGCAGGAAGGGAGAAACUCUACGACGGUCACAACUGCUGAUCUCCGGCCGGUGUCUGUCAACCCUUGGGACAUCGUGUUGUGUGUGACGGGGACCCUCAUAGCCUGUGAAAACGCUAUCGUUCUAGCUAUUCUGUUCUACACACCCACUCUGCGGGCGACCAUGUUCAUCUUAAUCGGAAGUCUAGCCUUUGCAGACCUGCUAGCCGGACUCGGCCUGAUUAUGAAUUUCACCUUCAUCUACCUGCUUCAUUCAGAACUUGCUUCUUUACUGUCCGCUGGGCUGCUAAUAGCUGCCUUCUCUGCCUCUGUGUGUAACCUCUUAACAAUCACUAUAGACCGGUACCUGUCUCUAUACAACGCUUUGACGUACCACACGGAGCGGACAGUGGCAUUCACAUACACGGUGCUGGUCGUGCUGUGGGUGCUAUGCAUCACUCUGGGAUUGUUACCCGCAUUGGGAUGGAACUGUUUGAAUGACGAGUCCUCCUGCAGCGUUCUGAAGCCCGUCACCAAAAACAACGCGGCGGUCUUAUCUGUGUCUUUCUUGUUAAUAUUUGCCAUGAUGAUGCAGCUGUACCUGCAGAUCUGCAAAAUCGCCUUCAGGCACGCACAGCAGAUUGCGGUCCAGCACCAGUUCAUGACCACUUCGCACGCCUCUUCGACCACGAAGGGGGUGUCUACGUUAUCUAUUAUUCUGGCGACCUUUGCGUUUUGCUGGAUUCCUUUUGCGGUGUACUCCCUGGUCGCAGACUACCGCUAUCCCAUGAUAUACACCUACGCUACGGUCCUGCCGGCGACGUGUAAUUCGGUCAUUAAUCCUUUUAUUUAUGCCUUCAGAAACCCAGACUUUCAGAAGUCCCUGUGGGUGGCGUGCUGUGGCUGUGUUCCCACUAACUUCUCCUUGAGACCAAGGACAUCCAGUGAUGUAUAGUUCGGGUGGGCUUAUUACAACAGGACUAUAGUUCCCAAGUACCCCUGGGAGAUAUGCCGUUGGAACAACGUAUUAGGAGACGUUACACAACAA